Tripterygium wilfordii is the source of this 1701-nucleotide messenger RNA. Its product is annotated as novel plant SNARE 11-like. Gene Ontology annotation, biological process: vesicle fusion; retrograde vesicle-mediated transport, Golgi to endoplasmic reticulum. Gene Ontology annotation, cellular component: endoplasmic reticulum membrane; SNARE complex; Golgi apparatus. The transcript is spliced from 10 exons. The record is from RefSeq and is a predicted model, not a curated record. Bases 550 to 1344 code for a protein of 264 amino acids. NCBI's taxonomy places the organism in Eukaryota, Viridiplantae, Streptophyta, Magnoliopsida, Celastrales, Celastraceae. Gene Ontology annotation, molecular function: SNAP receptor activity; SNARE binding.
AUUUUUAAACGCCACUCUGUCGUGAGCAGAAAAUUUUUAAAAAAUAUAAAAAAAAUAUUUUGUUCAUCACGAGAGAAGGCCUGUAUUGUUUUUGUGAUGGUAUAGAGGCUCUAUAGGUCGGGAGACAAAGUAAAUGAUCAAUUUCGGUCUCCCUGAUCGCUUUCCAGAACCUACAUUUUACGGAUCUGAUCUGACUUUUUAAUUAUUUAUGUUUCGAAUUUUGGAAUCCGUUCAUUUUGUAGAAUUCGAUGCCACAGAUUUCGUGAUUGAAGUUGUUUUUUGAUUUCAUUUGAGCUGCAUUUGUUCCAUUUUGUUCGAGCUUGCUACGAUGAUUGCGUGAUUCGGUUUUCAGCAUUACGAGGAUCGGAUCGGGAAGGGAAUGUGCCAUCUCAUUGUUUAAUGCCGAGUGUUGAUUGCCAUUUGUGUAUAUAGCUGGUUCAAUUACGUUUGUUUUUGAGGAGGACAUUUGUCAGUUUCCGUGUUCAUUCCGAUUUGGAUUUUGGAGGGAAGGUUACGCAUCUGACUUUGAACUUUUUAGUUUAAAUUUUUAUGAUGGAUCCGUUAUCGGCGAUCAGUGAAGAGCUAGCAGAGAUGGACGGACAAAUAGCUGACGUUUUUCGCGCACUAUCAACUGGGUUCCAGAAAUUGGAGAAGAUUAAAGAUGUUAAUAGGCAGAGCCGACAGUUGGAGGAGCUUACGGGGAAGAUGCGGGAGUGUAAGAGGCUUAUCAAGGAGUUCGACAGAGAAGUGAAGGAUAUGGAAAUUAGAAAUGAUCCUGACACCAACAAAAUGCUUAAUGAGAAAAAACAAUCAAUGGUCAAAGAGUUGAAUUCAUAUGUUGCUCUUAAGAAGCAGCAUGCAGCUAAUCUCGAAAGCAACAAGCGAGUUGAUCUCUUUGAUCAAGGACCUAAUGAUGGGUUUGCGGAAGAAAAUGUGUUGCUAGCUUCAUCUAUGACAAAUCAACAGUUAAUAGAUGAUGGAAACAGGACGAUGGAUGAGACCGAUCAAGCAAUUGACAGGGCAAAAAAGGUUGUGCAUGAUACAAUCAAUGUUGGAACAGAGACAGCAGCAUCUCUGAAGGCACAGACAGAACAAAUGAGUAGAAUUGUUAAUGAGCUGGACUCUAUCCACUUUUCAAUCAAGAAAGCUUCAAAACUGGUCAAGGAAAUUGGUAGGCAGGUUGCAACUGACAAGUGCAUUAUGGCAUUGCUCUUCCUUAUUGUCAUUGGAGUUGUAGCCAUUAUCAUCGUGAAGCUUGUAAACCCAAACAACAAGGAUAUUCGAGAUAUUCCAGGAUUAGCACCACCUGCGAUGAAUCGAAGAUUACUCUGGAAUCCUAAUUAAAGAGCAAGGAAGUGGCCCAUCUCACAAGAUUUCAGGAUUAUCAGAAAUCCAAGCGGAUCACCCUGCGUUGACCAAGUCCGUUUAGCGGAUUAUCUGAAUUUUUCAGAAGAGCUCGGGUAGUUCUGCUAGGUGUGUGAAACGUUAUUUGUUGUUGUAGUCACUGAAUUUAUUUUUGUAACAACUUCUGUAUGAUUAAUUAUGUUCCCUUGACUAAAAGAUCAUGCCCUAUUGAAGAUGUGAAAAUAUAGACUAUAGAGUGUGUAUUCAAGAUUGUUUAGGUCCAUCUCGUGUAAUUCCACCUUGAUCAUUCUUUUCGGGCUGAAAUUUGUUGCAUAUUGAUAAGUUGCUUUAUUUGUC